CUUUGAGAGCAACGACCAGGACUUUAAAGUCCACCCUUAAACUCAUACUAAUGUUUCUACUCAUGUUUAAAAAUAUUUCCCGAAGAAAUGCUUAGUUAGACUCCAGUUUGAUAAAAGGAUGGCUUGUUUAUGUUUGUACAUCUUCCUCUUGCUCUCCCACAUUGUCAUGUCCGACAUCUCCCCCGCGCCAGCCCCGGCAUACAUUCCUGCCGAUAACAUUCUCAUCAACUGUGGCGCACCUUAUAAGGACGCUUCUUUGGAUGGACGAGAAUGGGACACAGAUUCUCUGCCUAAAUUUACAUCAUUACCUCUAAACACUUCAAUAGCAGCCUUUAGAGCUACAUGGCAAAGAGAUUCUGUAGAUGAAAUCCCUUACUCCACAGCCCGCAUAUCUCGUUCUAAAUUCACAUAUACAAUCCCUGUCUCCGAUGCUGGUCAGAAAUUUCUCCGCCUCUAUUUUUACCCUACGUCCUAUAUGUUUGGCUUUGCCGAAAACGAGGCACUCUUCUCUGUGGAUGCAGCAAACCACAAUCUUCUAUCUAACUUCGACGCCUUUCAACACCUUGAGCACAGAACAGCCACUCUGGUUAAAGAAUACGUCAUCACAGUCAAUCAAAGCCGUGUACUGGAGGUGACUUUUACACCUUGUCCAAACUCUUACGCUUUUGUCAAUGGCAUUGAAAUUGUUUCCAUUCCUGAUGAUUUAUACAUCAGAGGAAAUGACGUUCCCGUUAAAAUGAUUGGUCAAAUUAAGGGAUUUUAUAUUAAUGAUUCCGGGGCACUAGAAAAACUUUACCGGUUAAAUGUAGGAGGUGGUGUCAUUUCACCAGGAAACGAUACUGGAAUGUUUCGCUCAUGGGAUGAAGACGAGCCAUACUUGCUCGCCCUCGACGACUUUUCUGAAGAUAUAAGAUUUCCCAGAUUUCCGAUCAAUUACACGUCGACCACUCCCCCCUACACUGCUCCUGAGGAUGUUUACUACGAGGGACGGGUAUCGUCAUUCAACAUGACUUGGAGCUUUCAAGUUGAUUCUGGUUUUAACUAUCUACUAAGACUUUAUUUUUGUGAUUAUGAUGAUCAAAGAGUAUUUUCUAUUUUCAUUAAUGAUCAGACAGCCGAGCAAUCUGCAAAUGUUGUUUCUUGGAGCGGAGGGAGAGAUAUCUCUCAUGUAUUAAGACUUGCUUGUAGUGCAGUGUAUAGAGACUAUGCCGUAUUUGUGAGUGAUAACCCAGAUGAUAGCACAUCUAAGCCAUCUUUGUCGCUUGCCCUGCAUCCUCGUCCCAACAAAUCUUCCACUAGUGAUCAACCUGAAGCCCUUCUGAAUGGAUUAGAGAUUUUUAAGGUGAGUCAACCCGGAGGUAGCCUUGCUCUGGCCAGUCAUGAAAUAUUGGUUCAAGGCAUCCAAGAACGUGGUACCUCUCACUCUAUACACGUGGGCAAUCUCGUAGGGGGCUCGCUGGGAGCGCUACUCUUGUUCCUAUUAAUAAUUGGUUCUCUAUUAUUCCGACGGAGAAUAAAGAAAACUCGGGACGUCAACAACAAACUCAGGUCGGCUACCACAGACAUUUCUUUAUUGCCUUCUGUCAGAAACCUGAAGUUUUCUGUGGAGGAUAUAAAAUUGGCCACCAAAAAUUUUGAUGAAAAUUUUGUUAUUGGGACUGGAGGUUUUGGUAACGUUUAUAAAGGGUAUAUGAAAAAGGGUACAUGCCCUGUAGCGAUCAAGCGGUUAAACCCAUCAUCACGACAAGGGGCUCACGAGUUUCAUACAGAGAUCACCAUCCUAUCAAAUCUGCGCCACCGCCACCUUGUUCCCCUGAUCGGAUGUUGUGAUGAUACUGGAGAGAUGAUACUGGUUUAUGAAUACAUGGAUCACGGAACCCUCCGAGCUCAUCUAUAUGGGGGAGAUAAUCCCCCAUUGUCUUGGAAGCAAAGGCUACAAAUUUGCAUAGAUGCGGCAAAGGGACUGCAUUAUCUCCAUGCAGGUGCAGAGCGCAUAAUAAUCCAUCGUGAUGUGAAGUCGACUAAUAUAUUGUUGGAUGAGAAAAUGGUUGCCAAGGUUUCAGAUUUUGGUUUGUCGAAAAUGGGUCCUAGUGGCACGUCUGUCACACACAUGAGCACAAUAGUGAAGGGUAGUUUUGGAUACUUGGAUCCGGAAUAUUACCUAAGGCGGCAAUUAACUACCAAAUCAGACGUGUAUUCGUUUGGAGUGGUGUUGUUUGAAGUGUUGUGUGCUAGGCCAGUGAUUAUGCAGGACUUGCCAUAUGAGCAGAUGAAUUUAGCCGAGUGGUCUCGAAAUUGUUACAGGAAUGGUCUACUUGGUGAAAUAGUGGAUAAGAAUGUUGCAGGGGAGAUUACAGCUGAGAGUCUUGAAAAGUUUGGAGAGGUCGGAUAUAGCUGCCUAAGGGACCACGGGACUGAUAGGCCUACCAUGAGCAAUGUUGUUUGGGGCCUGGAAUCAGCAUUGCAGCUUCAAAAGACUUUUGAAAUGUUAGACCAUGAUAACCUCCUUUCAACUAAUAUUGUGGCCAAUGCUACAAGUGGCGAAGCGUCAACCUCAAGUACAGGAAGUGACGGAUUCAAGUCUGGAGUUGGAAGUGUAUUCUCUGAUAUUCUGAACCCGAAUGCACGAUAAGGUUGACAGCAUUGUGAAAGAGGAAAGAAGAGUACAAAAUGAGACAAUGCAAAGGCGGAAAAAAGAAAACGAUCUGGAAUUGUAAGGCACUGGUUAAACUUGGUUUAAACCUUUAUAACCGGAGACAGUUGUCUGGAUUCCCCCUGCAUUCAUGAUGAAGCUAAACCUUCUAUUGUAAUAAUAAAAUAGAUUACUCGCACUCCUCUCUUCUUGCUUUCUGAUAUACAUGAUUAUGGUUGAAAUUUUAAAGGAUCCUGGUAGUUAGAGCAACUCCAAUGCAAUGCUAUACUUGGUUCUAUUGCUAUAUUAUAGCAUCAAAAGUAAAAAAACUCAACUCCAAAGGGGUGCUAUAUUUGGAUGCAUCCAUGCUUAGAUGCAUCCUUGGUUCUAUAUUUGAAACCAAGGAUGGAUCCAUCGAUGUUGCCACAUCAUCAAUAACUAGAAAUUGGAAACUAGUUAAUGGGUUAAUGAGUUAGGUAAAAGUUAAUGAGUUGGUUCUAUAUAGAAGUUAGGUAAAAGUUAAUGAGUUGGUUAAAUUUGAAACUAGUUAUAGAACUUAGCAUUGGAGUGCAAGUUUUAUUUUAGCACCAAAAAAUAUUUUUUGGUGCUAUAUUAUAGCAAUAGC
Daucus carota subsp. sativus is the source of this 3257-nucleotide messenger RNA. RefSeq names its product receptor-like protein kinase FERONIA. Lineage: Eukaryota; Viridiplantae; Streptophyta; Magnoliopsida; Apiales; Apiaceae. Bases 119 to 2632 code for a protein of 837 amino acids. Gene Ontology annotation, cellular component: plasma membrane; plasmodesma. The transcript has a single exon. The record is from RefSeq and is a predicted model, not a curated record. Gene Ontology annotation, molecular function: transmembrane receptor protein tyrosine kinase activity; ATP binding. Gene Ontology annotation, biological process: protein autophosphorylation.